AUGCAAGAGUUCGAGGCGGCGAAGGCGGCGAUUCUUGCGGUGCGGCCGAACGCGCGGGUGAUCGGGAACCGGGUGGACGCGUACCCGAUCACGGUGACGGUGACGUGCGGCGGCGUGGACGUGUGGCGCGGACGACAACAAGGGUUGUUCAGGAAGAAUGGACGACCGGCGAUGAAGGAGAUCGAGGAGGCGAUGCGGCGGCUGGGGUGA
This is a messenger RNA of Ostreococcus tauri, 210 nucleotides long. RefSeq names its product unnamed product. The transcript has a single exon. The record is from RefSeq and is a predicted model, not a curated record. Bases 1 to 210 code for a protein of 69 amino acids. Lineage: Eukaryota; Viridiplantae; Chlorophyta; Mamiellophyceae; Mamiellales; Bathycoccaceae.